AUGUUUGAAGUCGACUGGCAGGAUUACGGCUGCGAGCGCGUAGGUCAGCGCCGAGUGAGAAAGGAAGUCGAGAAGGAACAGAAGAAGAACAAUGAUGCCAGCAGCGGCCACAGGACCAAUUCGACACUGUCGACUCGAACGUCCAGUUCAUCCGACCAGAAUCAUCGGAAGUUCUUUGGAAGCAUUGGCAGGAAGAAACCUGCCGCUUCAUUGAAGAACAAUGAGCCGGAAGCCACCACACCAAAGGUCGAGUCGACCCAGGCGAAUGGAACAUUCAAGCGUAGCUCACUGCGCUUUUCGGGAAUCACGACAACUAUGAUGGCACCGCCCACAGCCAACAUCUCGACGGGGCUCGAGAACAAACCGCUCAAUAUUCAACCCUCGGGCACCUUGAGAAACAUCGCCGAUGCGAUGCAGUCGAACUCACCGCAGUCCGCGGAUCGCUCGAUGACCCAAUUGACCGUUCCCACACUGGAAUCACAGGGUGACGAGCCGACAAACGAUGCGACCACCGAGAUUAAGCUCGUCCAGGCGCUCGACGACAAAGGCUCAUCCGUCAACAAGGUCGUCACGACAACCUACGAACAUGGCGAAGCCGACCCCUUCGUCUCUACUCGAUCCGGAGUCGGGACACAGAUCACGGCAGGCUUCAAAAUCCCUCGCAAAACGGGAUUGUCGCGGGCCAUACACCCCGCACCCUCUCCCGCCGACGACGCCAAGUCGGCCUCUGAGCUCAUCGACGACUGGUUCAUAGCUCUGCACAACCCAGCAGCCCGACCGGCCCUCAAGCCCGGCCCUAACGGGACGUUCCGGAGCGGCGGCGUCCUCCUCCCGCCCAACGUCGUCCGCCGCACCCUGCCCGAGACGCCCACCCGGCAGUCCGCAAAGAACAGCGAUGCCGGCUUCCUACCAGCGAGGUUGACGCCGAUACGGUUCUCGGCCGACAACCCCGACGACUGGACGCCGGUGGCCCAGCGGAAGCGGGCACCCUCCGACAGUGUUCGGGCGCCGCCAGCACCCGUCGAGAACCAAGAGUCCGUGCAAGGCGAGGAGGAGGUCAUGCGCCUGAUGGCGGCCGACCUGAAGGACAUCCACAUCCAAGAGGAAGUUGCUCGCGAGAGCGGCACUGCCCGGAGCAACGCCGACACUCCUCGUGCCAAGCGGUCGGCGGGUUACGCGGUGGAACCGGGUCCUCGUUCCGCGCCAAUGGAGAAGAACGCGGAGACAGUUAGGAAGAGUGGUCGGCCUGUCAGGCCGGUGAUUUAA
Molecule: messenger RNA, 1266 nt
Organism: Chaetomium globosum CBS 148.51
Lineage: Eukaryota; Fungi; Ascomycota; Sordariomycetes; Sordariales; Chaetomiaceae
Exons: 2
Coding region: 1-1266 (421 amino acids)
Source: RefSeq, a predicted model, not a curated record